Messenger RNA from Vombatus ursinus (common wombat), 3290 nucleotides. It is a transcript of the gene QSOX1, whose product is annotated as quiescin sulfhydryl oxidase 1. The transcript is spliced from 13 exons. The record is from RefSeq and is a predicted model, not a curated record. Gene Ontology annotation, molecular function: flavin-dependent sulfhydryl oxidase activity; protein disulfide isomerase activity. Gene Ontology annotation, cellular component: Golgi membrane. NCBI's taxonomy places the organism in Eukaryota, Metazoa, Chordata, Mammalia, Diprotodontia, Vombatidae. Bases 87 to 2363 code for a protein of 758 amino acids. Gene Ontology annotation, biological process: protein folding.
GGCUGCGGCCGGCUGCUGCGCUUCGGCCGCUCCCCGGAGUCAUUCCGAACUUGUCCGCAGCCCCCGGCAGCAGGCGCCUACCCAGAAUGCGGAGGCGCGGCCGCUGCUCCGCCGCCACCAUGGGUCCGGCCUCCGGCUCGGGAGCGUGGAGUCUGCCGCUUGGGCUGCUGCUGCUAGCCUCGCUCCUGGUGCCCCAGGCGGAUGCGGCGCGGUUACGUGCGAUGCUGUACUCGACCGAAGACCCCCUCCAGCUGCUAACGGAGAGCACCUUGAAGCCAACUGCCCUGGGCUCCCCCAGCGCCUGGGUAGUAGAGUUCUUCGCCUCCUGGUGCGGACACUGCAUCGCCUUCGCCCCUAAAUGGAAAGCCUUGGCCAAUCAAGUUAAAGACUGGAGGCCUGUGCUCAACGUAGCAGCUUUGGACUGUGCAGAAGAAGUGAAUUCGGAAAUCUGCCGGAACUUUGGGAUUCUUGCUUACCCUACUGUAAAGUUUUUUAAAGCCUUCUCAAACAGCUCUUCCACUGGAACAGAUUUCACAGCUGGGAAAAGUGUUGAAGAGCUUCAGACAUCGCUCAUCGAUGCCCUGGAGACACAUAGUGGUGGGCCGUGGCCCCAGUCUUGUCCCACGUUGGCACCAAUCAGGUUGGAGGAGAUCGACAAUUUCUUCUUGAGAAACAGUGAUGAAUACCUGGCCCUGAUCUUUGAGAAGGAAAACUCCUAUUUGGGUAGAGAGGUGGAGCUGGACCUAUCUCAGUAUCAAGGCAUCAAAGUGCGCAGGGUCGUGGAUGUACAGGAUGAUAUAGUAAAGAAAUUUGCUGUCACUGCCUUCCCUUCCUGCUACCUACUGACCAGAAAUGGCUCCAAGUCCAGGGUCUCUGUGCUAAUGGAAUCCAGAGCUCUUUAUAGCACUUACUUACAGAAGUUACCUGGAGUGGGCAAAAGGACUCUUACCCCGACGGUCAACCCAACCCUAACGGUCAACCCAACCACAGCAGAAUGGAUACCACGUCCUGUAGACCAUUCCAAGAUAUAUAUGACUGAUCUGGAGUCUGCUCUCCACUACAUCCUUCACAUAGAGGUGGGCAAGUUCAAAGUCCUGGAGGGAGAGCGUCUGACAGCUUUGAAAAACUUUGUGUCAGUCCUGGCCAAGUACUACCCUGGCCAGCCCCUGGUCCGGAAUUUCCUUCAUACCAUGGAUGUGUGGUUACGGCGGCAGCAGAGGAAGAGUAUACCCUAUGUCUCCUUGGGAAUGGCCAUGAAGAGCUGGAGAGAGGAUGUACUUUUGCCCAGGAAAUCAAUCUGGGUGGGCUGCCAGGGAAGCGAACCUCACUUCCGAGGAUUUCCUUGUUCUCUCUGGAUCCUUUUCCACUCGCUGACGGUACAGGCAGCUCAGCACAAUGAGUACCUUCAGAAGAAAGCAGAUCCCCAGGAAGUCCUCCAAGCCAUCCGAGGCUAUGUGAAAUUCUUCUUUGGCUGUCGAGAAUGUGCCAAACACUUUGAGCAAAUGGCGGCUGCCUCCAUGGACCGAGUAAAGAGUAUGGACGAUGCCGUCCUCUGGUUCUGGAACCGGCACAACCGAGUCAAUGCUCGCCUAGCAGGUACAGCUAGUGAGGACCCUCAUUUCCCUAAGAUCCAGUGGCCACCAAAGGACCUAUGUGACUCGUGCCACAAUGAAAUCCAAGGAGACCCUGUGUGGGAUCUAGGUGCCACUCUUAAAUUUUUGAAGUCCCACUUUUCUCUUUGGAACAUCGUCAUCGACCGUAAACGGUCUGUGGAAGCCUUGGUUGGCUCUGGGAGCUGGCACAGAGAGCUGGAGAAUCUUACUUCCUCCCCUCUCGCUGAGCAACCAAGUCCUACAGAGUCACCGAGAGAGGAAGAUUUGAGAGGAGAUCAAAAUGAGAUUUCAGAUUAUUUGUUGGCCUGGCUUUUGGGGAGUAGAGUUCCAUAUAUGGUGAAAAAAGUCAUCUCAACAGAGAGCGAUGGCUUGACAACAGAGUUGCCAGAAUAUUCCCGUGUGGAGGAAAUGAAGGAACUCCCAGAGAAGCAGGCAAGAGAAGACCGAGAUGCCCAUAAUGAUAAGUCUAAUGAAGCUAAGUCCCUGAUCUCUGACGAUGGAGAUAGAUCUCUGAUCCUGAAUGAUGGAGCUGAGCCCUCGAACCCAGAUAAUGAAGCCCAGUCCCUGAUCCCGUAUGGUGGAGCUGAGCCCUUGAUGCUGGACCACGGAGCCAGUGAGCUGUUCCCAAAGCCACAGGUUGCACAGAAACUGACCAAGCGAGACACGUUGACCCUGCAGCUGGAGGAAGAUGCAGACGAAGUCAAGCAACUGUCCAGUUUCUACAAGAGAAAGGAGAGUGCUAGAAGAUGAGGAGUUUCUCGGCAGUAUUGCUAUGAGCCUUUGUUCCUUCCUCUUCAGCCCCAAGGACCCUAUCAAAAACUUGGAACCCUGGACACUCUUGGAUUAAUAAAAGAAUGAAGAAGAAAAAAAGCCAUAAUUCAGAAGUUCUGGCCCCCCAGUGAAGAGGUCUAGUGCCUUGCUUAGCCACUGUGGGGUCUGGUCUGAGAUUGGAACCUGGGAGUUUCUGGGGUUAUGCAGCUUUCUUAGGUGUAGGUUUGGAUGUGUGUGUUGGGGGGAUGGGGGAGGUUAGAAUGGAGUAGAAUCCUUACCUAGGUGGGUUUGCAUUUCCUCUGAAACCCUACAGAUACACUUGCUGCUAGCUUUCUUUCCAAAGUAAUCAUCCUUCCCAAAGCAGCACCUUCACCUUGAGUGCCAUUGAGAAUUCACUGGUGUUUGCUCAUCUGGGGGUGGGGGUAGGGGGCAAAGUUGCACCAAGGUUGUGGGUAGAAUUAUUUGAUUAGGUAGCAAGGGGGCAUGGUGGGGCUUGCAGGGUGUUGGGGGUGCACUAUAAUUUAUUUGUGGUGGGUUCUGGGUGGCUUGGUAUAUAGCUGUGAUCAUGGGAGAGGGAAGCUUUACACCAGAGAUGAGAACUCUUCGCAGGAAGGGAAAAGGCUCGGGAGAAAGUCAUUUGGCUUUCUUCCUUCUGUUGAGCUAGAGCCUUGUAUUUUGAGCUAUGUCCUCUUGUAUUCAUCUUCCUGUUUUUCCUCUGACAGUGACAUGGGGCAUUGGUUGACUGUAUAUUGGGCUUGGCUAGCAGGGUUUCCUCUCCCUACAGACACCAGGUUCUAUAUUGGUCAAAUGGAAGGAUGGGGGCAGGAAGGAAGAAUGCAGCCUGAGUCUAUGAAAUGCCUAUCUCAGCUGGUGAUUUGCAGAAUAAAUUAUUUUUUGCUAAGGCAA